AUGAAAUUGGGUUUGGGGCAUCCCGGAGUCGCCGUCGAGACCCAUCAUCUCUGUCGGGAUGGCACGCCGUUGCAACAACUCCUGGUCGAGUAUAUAGCAUCUCGGCCUUGUCCUCGACAGGACACUGGCAUCUCAGGAUCAUCAGCAACACCUUCAGCUGUUUCAUCCCCCGCUGAGCUCUGUUGCCCUCGCACGUUGAAGGCACACGACAUCGGAUUGGUCCAAGUGUCCCUUUUCAUUCCAAACAUCACAACAAUGAAGGUGCAGGUUCUGCCUGUCAUUGCCUCGUGUCUGGCAGGCGUCGACGCCGCUGCUAUCGGCGGAGGUGCUACGUUCGGCUUGGGCUCCUUGUUCGGCGGCUUCCUUGGCGGUGGUAUCGGUGUCAACGGCAACAAUCUGGACGUCCAAAGCCUUCAGGUGACACUCCGGAACAUUGCGGGCACCCUGCAGGACGCUGCCAACCCCAUCCGCAAAAACUUCUUCGGCUUCGGAUUUGAGUAUCCUGCCCCCUUGACAGUCGCCCAAUUGGCCUCUGAUCUCUACGAUGUUCAAACCGCGGUGUACAGUGCUCAAGUGCUCUUGAAUAGGGUGGCCAACCCUCAAGUUCCUACCACCGCGCAAGGCCCGAUCUGUACUCUUGUUGCCAACGUCCUCAACGCCGAGAAUGCGCUCGUCACCAAGAUCAACAGCAACGUUGCCACCGGCACCAGCGCCAUCGCUAAGGACGUCUACCUGCCCAAUUUCGGCAAGAGAGGCCCAGGCCAGCAUCUCCUCCCUCCUUCAGAACCUCGUCAACACUGCCCUCGCUUUGCCCGGCCUCAUCAUAAAUGGCUUCGCCAAGAUCCUGCUUCAGUUUCUCAACCUUGGAGGCGUCCUGCAGCCGCCUCCGCCUCUAAGCACUUCCGCCAUCCCGAGUCCUUCGCUGCCUUCUUCGAUUCCUGGAGUGUCACUGUCUCUGCCUACAGCAGGGCCGAGCACCUCGGGCCCGCUGCUGCCGCCGUUCUCCACUCCUUCCCUACCGCCAGUCUCACUGCCUUCGAUUUCCCUGCCCAGCAUCUCGCUGCCGCCGGUGUCGCUUCCGUCGCCUUCUCUUCCCAGCCUAUCGCUGCCGCCAAUCUCGCUGCCUUCAAUCUCCUUGCCCAGUAUUUCACUGCCGCCUAUCUCACUUCCAUCGCUGUCGCUGCCCAGCAUUUCGGUUCCAGCAGCCUCUGUACCCCUCUCGCUCCCGCCGGUUUCUCUGCCUUCGGUUUCUCUACCUUCGCUGAGCCUCUCGCUCCCCCCAGUUUCUCUACCCUCGCCGAGUCUCUCGCUGCCGCCGGUCUCUCUGCCUUCAGUUUCUCUACCUCCGGUUUCUCUACCUUCGCCGAGCCUCUCGCUGCCACCCGUUUCCCUUCCCUCACCAUCGCUGCCCAACCUCUCGUUGAGUCUUUCGCUGGGCCCUACGCUGCCCUCAAUCUCGCUGCCUUCCGGCCCCGGUGCCUCGAGCUCCAGCCGUUCGGUACCACCGGUCUCGCUUCCGUCAAUCUCGGGCCUACCGACGUCUAUUUCCAGCAUUCGUAUCCCUACCUUGUCUACCAGUACUCGUAUCAGUCUGCCGACUCUGCCGAUACUUCCAUUUUAGGCGGAUGCUUUCUGGAGAAUCAGGCACCACCCAAGCUGAAAGCGCGCACAUCAUGA
Messenger RNA from Microdochium trichocladiopsis, 1677 nucleotides. RefSeq lists its product as uncharacterized. The coding region runs from base 1 to 1677 and encodes 558 amino acids. The transcript has 5 exons. NCBI's taxonomy places the organism in Eukaryota, Fungi, Ascomycota, Sordariomycetes, Xylariales, Microdochiaceae. The record is from RefSeq and is a predicted model, not a curated record.